GCUCCAACUCCUGCGGAGUUCGAACACCGAAAGCCGCGAUAUCCUCACCACCACUCUUGAAGGUGCCGGCUUGUGUGUUAUCAUGCCGUUCAAUUUCUUGCGCACUUCGUUUGCUGAAGUCUUGUGCGGAUCAAAGAUCCAGAGUGUGACCCUUUUGCGAGCCCUCCCGCCGUCCAAUUGCUUGCCCACGACGGCAACUCUCAGGCUUCACAUUACGCAAGAUAUUGAAAACUUGAAGAAGUCUUCUAUCAAUUGAGGCAUUGCGUGGCUAGUUGUGAUAGCUGUAUUGCCCUUUCAGGUGACCUGCAGUCGUCAGCUGCCAUUGCAAGCCGAAUGUGAAUGUUUAGAGUAACGCUAGACACUACUAACCUCGACUCGCAACAAUUCGGCGACUUGGUUUCCCCUCAUUAUGACUCGCUUUUGCUUCCCGUCAAGACUCAGAAUGUCGCACCAAAGCAGAAGGCUAAACACUUCCUACCGCCGGAACGGCAAGCUUCAAUCCUGUGAGCCAUGUCGUAAAGGCAAACUCCGAUGCGAUCAUAUGAUGCCGACAUGCGGGCGGUGUGCACGCCGCAACAAGCCCGAACAGUGUGUCUACCAUCCCGCUCCAUUGACAAAAACCACCACCCUGCCAACUCCGCAUGCUACGGAAUCAUCGGGGAGUCCGCCGUCAGUGGCUGCUACCUAUGACUUCAACUCUGCGUCAUUCUCGAACCUCCAAUUCCCUCCCUUUGACAAUACUCCUGUUUACCAGCCAAGGGUCCCACGAGCCAGUAGUCUACCAGCCCAGCCAUGGUCAUCAAAUCAUCAACCGAGUAUCGACGACCUCGCCCGAAGGCCUCCAUGUUAUCCGGACAGCCAACUUAGAGGUGGUUCUAUAAGCUUCCAGCAGACGGCAGGCUUUGUGUCCCAUUCUGCUAUUUUAAAUGAAAACGAAAGCAGCAUUGGCAUACUUCCGCCAAACUCGGCCGCCAAUCAAUCUGUUGUCUCGCAAUACCACAUCGAGAAGGGAGUGGCCAUCCUCACCUUGUUGAAAGACUUUCCGCAGAUUGACAAGUACAUCGACAAAUGGUUCUCUCUCACCCGAGGCAUCAUCAUCAUCGAGCCGAUGGUGCGGAUGUGGGCCGCUGGUAUUUGGUCAGCAUGGCAUAAAGUGCUUGAGAGUCAGAAGCCCGAAGGGCUCAGACAAAUGUCUGAGAAGGUGUGGGCUAAUACAAUGAAACCGGUAACGGCUAUUCUCAACCAGAAUACGACCCCACAAGAGUUUACCACGAGGACUACGGGCGAAGACCUACGUUGGGAGGUAGUGGGAAUGAUUCUCACCUUGAUUGGGCUCCUUGCUCAGAGCCUCCAAGAUGGCGACCCAAUAUUCUGCUCCCAUGACGACCCACCUGUUGACCGGGCUGCUCUGGCGGUACGAAUGUACAAUGCAUCAGAAGCUUGUAUCGGUUUCUGUGCAGAUUUUGACAUCAUGAAUGAUCUUUAUUUGUGGCUGUUGUACGAGUAUACCGUGGUAUAUUGUAAUUUACACGCAAGAGGGAGUUAUUCCAACUGGCAAAAAUCCGGAUACCUUGCGACCGCUCUUGUAGCCUUUGGCCUUCAUCAAGAAAUCAAAGUCGACGAAAACACUCCAUUCUUCAUGGCAGAACUACGUAAACGCCUCUUUGUCUCCUGCUAUGAGAACGAUAAAUUCUCGGCAUCCUUCGUUGGCCGUCCCCCCAGACUGACUCGUCAAUACUGUCGCAUCCAGCUGCCUUUGGACCUGAGCGACGCACAAACAAUGUCCGAUGGGUUGGACCUUGACAAUGCACUUUCAAACCUCGACGCAAAUGGAUGGAACCAGCGCGGAGCUAUUCAUCACUGCACGUUCGCUCGAAUAUUUGCUUCCAAUGCCCUGAUAACUGAGGAAAUACUCGAGAUCUCCCUCGGCUUCUUAUCCACUGAAGAAAUCGUUUCUCGCGCCGCGGACAUCGAGGCACGCGCAAUCCUCCUCUGGGAGAAUUUCCCAUCCUUUCUCCGUGUUGACCCCGAAAAUCCAUGGGACAUCAAGCGCGCACCGAUCGAGCUCCUCUUUCUCGCCUAUAUCCGGCUUGCUGAUCUCGGACACCAUUUCCUACUGCAACGCACCUUAAUCAAGAAGGUUGGCGCGGACUCAACGAAAUUACUCACGGUGUCAAGGGAAAUGUUUUCUUUCAUACUAGUGCUUACAAACAACAGAGGGUCACUGCGGGAUUUCCAAAUCGAUUUCUCGCAAUUACUGUGUAUGUACGGCAUCCCCUCAGCAGCCGUCAUUGCCGUCGAACUUCUCCACCAAGAACAAAAUUCCUCAGGCACAUCCGCCCCUCUCCCUCGCUCUGAUACUAUUCAAGAUCUCUCCACAUUUGUUGCGUGCUUGGGAUGUGUAAGGCCAGAGAGUGGCGGAUAUCCAAUCUGCGACCGAGGUCGAAAAUUCUUGAAGAGAAUCCUUGAUACGAUAUUAACACCAGCGCCGCUCAUCAGUUCGAAUUCGGAUACCGAAGUUCUUGGCGAUACUAGCUUUACAACUCCACUGUUUCAGACCGGAAAUAAUGGAGAGUUUAUGCGGUGGUUGGAAAGUAUGGAAUGGGAGCAGGAGAGCUGGGUGAAUUUUAAUCAGAUCCAGGCGUGAUCUUCUCUUUCGACAUUUGGGGGUUCAAAUUACUAUGAAUGGACUUGGAAUGCCAGCCACGUUUCUGUUUCAGUUCUGGGUAUCUCUUGUCAACUAUGUCCCGGUCUC
Molecule: messenger RNA, 2755 nt
Organism: Lindgomyces ingoldianus
Lineage: Eukaryota; Fungi; Ascomycota; Dothideomycetes; Pleosporales; Lindgomycetaceae
Exons: 4
Coding region: 410-2647 (745 amino acids)
Biological process (GO): DNA-templated transcription; regulation of DNA-templated transcription
Cellular component (GO): nucleus
Molecular function (GO): zinc ion binding; DNA binding; DNA-binding transcription factor activity, RNA polymerase II-specific
Source: RefSeq, a predicted model, not a curated record